CUUCAAGAUGAUACUCGGUCUAUAUCAGAAGAAACUGAAGUAAAAUUUCAAAUAUCGAAGGGCACAUUGGGAACAAUCGUAAAGUCACUUUACUUGAUAAGGGAACAGUUAUCAACUCCUGAUGAUACUUCAAAUGAACACGAACAACCACCGCAAGCUGGGGCAACAUAAAAAAUUACACAUAUUAGGACGCUAGUGAAAUAAUGCUAACUGAUUUACUGCAAAUGCACUUUUGUUGAAGAAUCUGAAUCGUGAAUCUUAGUAUCAUAUAUAUUAUGUUUGCUUUCUUUUAUAGUAGUAAGGUUCCUGUCAAAGCUGAUUUAUUGAAUUGCUCUUUGUUUAAGAAAGUGUAAUUGCACUUUUUAUUCUUAAUAAUAGCAGAAAUUGGA
Phalaenopsis equestris is the source of this 389-nucleotide messenger RNA. RefSeq names its product COMM domain-containing protein 9-like. The record is from RefSeq and is a predicted model, not a curated record. Lineage: Eukaryota; Viridiplantae; Streptophyta; Magnoliopsida; Asparagales; Orchidaceae.